This is a messenger RNA of Tetrahymena thermophila SB210, 1740 nucleotides long. Its product is annotated as vacuolar V-type H(+)-ATPase B subunit. Lineage: Eukaryota; Ciliophora; Oligohymenophorea; Hymenostomatida; Tetrahymenidae. Gene Ontology annotation, cellular component: proton-transporting V-type ATPase, V1 domain. The record is from RefSeq and is a predicted model, not a curated record. Gene Ontology annotation, molecular function: ATP binding; proton-transporting ATPase activity, rotational mechanism. Gene Ontology annotation, biological process: ATP metabolic process; proton transmembrane transport. The transcript is spliced from 4 exons.
AUGUCUUCUGAUCCUAUAGCUGCUAAGAUUCACGCAGCCGCAGCAUCUAGAGAUUAUAAUGUUGCUCCUCGUGCUGAUUACAGAACAGUUUGCAAAGUCGAUGGUCCUUUGGUUAUCCUCGAUAAUGUCAAAUUCCCCAAGUUUGCUGAAAUCGUUAACGUUUGCUUAGCCGAUGGUACAAUCCGUAAAGGUUAGGUUCUCGAAAUCAGUGGUAAAAAGGCCGUCGUUUAGAUCUUUGAAGGUACUGAUGGUAUCGAUAGUUUAUAUACUCACUGUGAAUUCACUGGUGAAACUUUAUAAAUGCCCAUUGCCGAAGAAAUGUUAGGUAGAGUCUUCAAUGGUUCUGGUACUCCUAUUGACAAGGGUCCACCUGUUUUGGCUGAAAAAUUCUAAAGUAUUAAUGGUCAACCCAUUAAUCCUUACUCCAGAGUUUAUCCCAAGGAAAUGAUUCAAACUGGUAUUUCUGCUAUCGAUUGUAUGACUUCUAUUGCUAGAGGUUAAAAGAUUCCUCUUUUCUCUGCUAACGGUCUUCCCCAUAAUGAAAUUGGUGCUUAAAUCGUGCGUUAAGCUUCUUUGGUUAAGGGUAAGGAUGUUUUAGAUCACUCCGAAGAAAACUUCGCCGUCGUUUUCGGUGCUAUGGGUGUUAAUAUGGAAGUCGCUCGUUUCUUCAGAUAAGAUUUCGAAUCUAACGGUUCCAUGGAAAAGGUUAUUCUUUUCCUUAAUCUUGCUAAUGAUCCCACUAUCGAACGUAUCAUUACUCCUCGUCUUUCUUUGACCGCUGCCGAAUAUUUAGCUUACGAAAGAGAAAUGCACGUCUUGGUUAUCUUAACUGAUAUGUCAUAAUAUGCUGAUUCUUUGAGAGAAGUUUCAGCUGCCAGAGAAGAAGUCCCUGGUAGAAGAUCUUAUCCUGGUUAUUUAUAUACUGAUUUAUCAACAAUCUACGAAAGAGCCGGUAGAGUCGAAGGUGUUAAUGGUUCCAUCACUUAAAUUCCCAUUCUUACCAUGCCUUCUGAUGAUAUUACCCAUCCUAUUCCCGAUUUGACUGGUUAUAUUACUGAAGGUUAAAUCUUCAUUGAUCGUUAAUUACAUAAUAAGUAAAUUUAUCCUCCCAUCAAUGUCUUACCUUCUCUUUCUCGUCUCAUGAAGUCUGCUAUUGGUAUUGAUGAUCACGGUAAGGUCAUGACCAGAGUUGAUCACCCUGAUGUCUCCAACGAACUCUAUGCUGCUUAUGCUAUUGGUAAGGAUACUGCUGCAAUGAAGGCUGUCGUCGGUGAAGAAGCUCUUAAUGAAGAAGAUCACCUUUAUCUUGAAUUCUUAAAGAAUUUCGAAUCUAAAUAUAUUUCUCAAGUAAUAAAUAAGAUUAAAUUAGAAAACAAAUUUUUUAUAUUUUUAAUAUAAUUUAGGGUCAAUACGAAUCUAGAACUAUCUUCUAAACCUUAAACAAAGCUUGGGAAUUACUCAGAAUUUUCCCUCCAGAGAAGCUAAAAAAGAUUAAACAAUCAACCAAGGAUUUGUACUACGCUAAAAGGGGUGAAGAAGAAGAUAACUGAUUACUAAUUUUAUAUAAGUUUUUUAACGUUUAUCAUAUCAGAGUAUUAAAUAUAAAUUUAUUAUACAGUAAUUUUUAGUAAGCAAAGCAAGUAAGCAAGUAUCUAUCUAUAUCAUAGUAUUAUUCAUCCUUUCAAAUUCAACAAAUUAAAAAGUUCAUUCACUUGUUUAUUUAGUUCAUAUUUUUUAUGA